Aureobasidium melanogenum CBS 110374 is the source of this 993-nucleotide messenger RNA. RefSeq lists its product as uncharacterized. The record is from RefSeq and is a predicted model, not a curated record. The coding region runs from base 1 to 993 and encodes 330 amino acids. Lineage: Eukaryota; Fungi; Ascomycota; Dothideomycetes; Dothideales; Saccotheciaceae. The transcript is spliced from 3 exons.
AUGACUACCAUUGAUAUUCCUGAGUCGGUUCAAGCUGUUGAUGUCUUUGCUAUCGAUACUGGCGCUAUUCUCGAUAUUCCUACAUCCACAUUCGUCAAGCCUGUCUAUGGAGGCUCGGAACGCCUCCAAUGCCCAGCAUAUGUCUUUCUGAUCAGACAUACAUCCGGAAGACAAGUCCUCUUCGACUUGGGUCUACGCCAUGAUUGGAAUAAUCUCCCGCCACAGAAAGUAAAAGCUAUCAACAAGAACGGGUGGCGCAUUACUGCUGGCAAGUCUCUGGAACAGGUUCUGGCAGCGGACGGCAUCGAUGUUGCAGAAGGCGCCGUGGAUACAGUCAUCUGGAGCCAUCCCCACCUCGACCAUGUAGGAGACAUAUCGGUCUUUCCUCAGACCACCACACUUGUCGUCGGCAAGGGAUUCAAAACCGAGCAUAUGCCAGGCUACCCACUAAAUCCAAGCUCAGGCGUGUGGAACAGCGACUUCGAGAGUCGCGAUGUGCACCAGAUUGAUUUUGAAGACGGCUUGAGCAUCGGCGGCUUUCCUGCUCACGACUACUUUGGCGAUGGUAGCCUCUUCCUUCUCGACACGCCUGGCCAUAUGAAGUCACAUGUGUGGUUUAUCUUCAUGGGUGGUGAUAUCGCACAUCAUCCGGGGCAGAUCAGGCCAUCCAGCUACCGUCCUCUACCAGUUUCCAGUCCUGUCCUUCAUCUCGUAGCUUCCGAUGAGAUGGUCAAAGUUAGCGAUGGUGAUUUGAAAAAACCCUUCUACAAGCCUGCGCCCGGCAUACAUCACGAUAUGAACAUACUGCAGGACUCGCUUGAAGCUGUGAGAAAGUUCGAUGGCGAUGAUAGGGUUCUCAUACUGUUAGCUCACGAUAGCUCAUUGCGCGAGCAUCUCGAGUCAUUCCGAAACAACAUUGACAAGGCUUUUGAUCUGAAAACACAUGAUCAAAUGCGGUGGGAAUUUCUGAAUGGUUUGGGAAGCAUCUCUUAG